CCGGGGGGCCUCCGCCCCCAAGGACGGACCAGUCCGGGGGUGGCAUUCGCCGGAGCGAGCUGGAGCGACGGGUCCCUUGGAGACACCUCUCUCCAUGGCAACCUAAUCGCUUCCUGUGAAGAUCCCGAAAUAACCGACGAGACGGGGGAGCGGAGCCGAGCGGAGAGGAGCCGAGCGGAGCCGAGCCCUGCGGGCAGCGGCAGGGAGGCGGCGGGGGGCAGCCAAGGCUCAGCCUCAGCAAACCUUCCUCCUCGUCUUCCUCCUCCUCCUCCUCUCCUUCCUUCGUCCUGGCCAUGAGAGGCACGGGCAGCAGCAGCUGUGCUCCCCCAGCCCUCUGCUCCGCCGCCCCGGCUGCGCCCCACUCGUCUCCCCGCAAGUGAAGAAGAUGAGACAAGAUCCUGACUGAGGAAAGACACUGUUGCAUCUGAGAUGGAGCCCAGUGCCUGGUAGGUUCACAGCUUCCCACACUGGCAGCAGGAUGCCUCCACUCCUCUCCUGCAUCCACUCCCUGCAGCUGUGGCAUCUCCUCCUCGUCGUCUUGGCCGUCCCACCUCCUGGCACAUGGUCUCUUCGCUCCCGGGGCCCAGUGGCCCCUCGGCCUCUUUGCAUCCGCCGGAGCCCCUCAGCCCCGCGGUCCAUUUGCAUCUGGGAAAGGACCUCGCAGCCGGAGCAGGAUUCCCGCUCGGAUUCCCGCUCGGCCCUGCCGCGCCAGCGUGCCCUGCCCGUGAGGGGAGCAGAGCUGCGGCAUGUGGUGCGGCUGAGGCGCCAGGCCGUGGGCGCCCGGCCCGCCACCCCAUCCGGAUUCGAGGAUGGCAUGCCCUCCUCCCAGUACCCCUGGGCCAUCGUGUGGGGUCCCACGGUGUCGGAUGAGGAUGGAGGGGACACAAACUCAGCCAACCCAGGCUUCCCACCGCUGGGAUACACCUUUGUCUCGCCACACGGGAUGGCGACAGCGCAGCCCAACUCCCACUCGCUCCUGCACAAUGCGGGGCUCAACCUGCGCGAGACCCCAGCCACCCUGCGGCCCUUCUUGUUCGGGCCCCGGGGGGAAGGUGUGGACCCCCAGCUGUACGUCACCAUCACCAUCUCCAUAAUCAUUGUCCUGGUUGCCACUGGAAUCAUAUUCAAGUUCUGCUGGGACCGAAAUCAGAAACGCCGACGUCACUCGGGGCAGCAGAGCAGUGGGAGGCAGCAAGAAAGCCAGCAGCCCCUCACAGACCUCUCCCCCACCACUGUCAGCAUCCUGGGGCCCUAUGGCAACCCCCUAACCCCCACACCUGAGGCAGAGGAGGCCAGGCAGGGCCAGGAGGGUGCAGAGAAACUGGGUGGCCAUGGGAAGAAUGCAGCCUUCCAGCUCAACCGAAUCCCACUGGUGAACCUGUGAAGCUCCUGGGAGAGGCUGAGCUGGCUCCCCUACCCUCCUGUCACAGCUGGCGAGCACGGACUCUUGCUGCCUCUGCUACCCCAGGAAAAAAACAACCUCCUUGUGCCACGGCCCAUCACCACCACCAUUAUUUACUAACCGCACUGGGAUGUGCCUGGGCAAACGGAGGAGCUGGGUCUCCUUAGCCUCCUGCUGGGGGAAAGUUGGGGACCCGCCCUCCCCAUGCAGGACAGGGUGAGGAGAGAGCAGAAUGGUGGGAGGGAAGACAGCUGCUGGUGGUGUGAAAUCUUGACCUCCCCAGCCCCUCUUCUAGCGUAAGUGCACAGACACACUUGGAUCUCCAUGACUCUCUCACCAGUGCAUGCCUGACAUUGGGGGUAGGCAAGGUGGAAAGGCGUACCCCUGUCCCUGUGGGCCCUCACCCUCCGUGUGUCCCUUCCCAUGUCGUGUGCUUUGCAAUGAACGUCUGGAGUUCAGCGGCUACAGGACUUCCUGCCAGGUGACUUGGAUGGUGGCAUCUUUUUUCCUGAGACCUUGGCCCUCCUGAGAGUCCCAAGGAUGUGUGAAGCUUGGGCAGAAGAGGCUCACAGAGCACCUGGACCCUUUCAACAACACAUUUCCUUGAAGGAAACAUUAUCUUCCCCUAGAUGGAAGAUAUUAACACCUUUCCAGUUUCUUUCUGCCUAACAGUCCUUUGGGUUUUUUCUUUUCAGCUUGUAUCUUUCUUCCUCUCUCCAGCCACAGGUUUUUUCCCCUCCAUUCCCACCCCCAUGCCACUUCUCUUGACAGUUAAAGUUGGAAAAGACUCCUUUAGCUUUCCAAAUGUUUUGAUCUGUUGAAAGCCCCCUUGCUCUCCCUCUCCACCCCUUCAGCCUCCUUCAGCAAGGUUUUUCUGAGUAACACCAGUCUAUGAUGAUGCUUUCCAGAAAAUCCAAGGUGAAGCCCUCUGCUCACUAUGUUAUUUAGCGAUGUUCUGUACACAGCUAAAGCGGGAAAUACAGACAUUGCUGGGCACGAGAAACUUGAAUUUUGCUUGGCUCAAGAAGAGAUUUGCUUUCAGAUACUCCUGGCACAGGCAACAAGGCAGCAGACAGGACUCUGCGCCUGGGAUGAUCAAGAGCGGUUUAGAGUUGACCUUGGCAACACUGGAAGGGUUGCCAAGUACUGCUGGUAGGUCUCUUCUGGAAUGCAAGGUGACUGGAAACCCACAAGGCAGUGCUCACCAAGGGCAUGAGAACUUCACCUGGGCUCCCAGGUGAAGCUUCAUUCAGUUCCCCAGCUGCUCAGAAACUGAAAGCAAUGGCAAAGGUAUCUGUCCAAACUGGUUGCCUGCGCAUGUCCUUCAGGGCUGUUGUGGUCUCUGGAGCUGGCAGCCACACUGUCACUUAUUUGCUUGAGCAGGAUCCAUGCAUCUUCACCUCUUCCCAUGGGUGUCACUUUGAGGAAGUGUGAGAUGACAAAUUUCAGCUUAAUGACAAUAGUUCCUCUUAGUUUUUAUGGACAACUUCAAAUUAAAUAAAAUCCCACACUGACAACCACUGAGGUGAAAAGAUGCACAUUUAGAUAAGGUUGCCCCUACAGUGUACCUUUAGUUGCUGGACUGAUGAAAUCAGAGGCAUGAAAAUCACCCACAAUUUGAAGGCCCUAAUGCACCAUACAAGGUCUCUGACAAAAGUCAUCUUGGAGAGGGGGAAGCGGCUUUUCAUCCUUUAUCUCUGCAUUAAAAGCCUGUUCUUUAUAAGACAAAGCACAGGGAAAUUCAUAAGAGGCCUGGUUCUGCCCAUUUACCCAGCUGAACCAUUAGGUGUUCUUGGGUCCCAUCUGAUUCACAGCGAAGGGCAUUUAAAUGAGAGUGUAAAUUACAAUAAGCUUCCCCAAAACAGUAGAGAUUUGGAGAAAAUGACAGGUCAAAUAAAAUUACUGGCUUAUUAAAAGCACAGAGUGACUGAAAGAUGUAGGUGGAAAAGGACUCUGGAGAUCUCUAGUCUAAGCACAGGUUGAGUCUGUGCUUACAGCAGGGGAUAUUAGUGCUUUACUGUUGACUGAUCUGUUACUGAGCCUGUUCUUAUUCAGGAUCCAUGCAAGGCUUUGGUGCCCAUUUAAGCUGCAGACGGACAGGGAAGGACCAGGUGGCGGUUCCUGCUCGCUGCCCCAUUCAUUGCUGCCCCCAUUCCCCCUCUCCCUGGCAUGUCCCUGCUGGGGAAGGACAUCUGCAGGAGGGUACACAGCUGAUUGCUGGCAAUUUACUAUACCUGGAACUGGCUGAAGUAAUCUUCCAGACCAGAUUAAUUAGAUUGUUCUUUGAUCAGCACCAUUUGUUGAAACAAGGCCAGAGUUUAGGCUCUUCCACUUCAAGGGCUGUCCUUGGACUUUCCACAUGCUGCGUGGAGAGAAGGUUUGUAAGAAACCACAGGAGACAGGCAGGAGACCACAGGAGGCAUAGUGAAAACAUUUUCCAAUACUUGUGGGGAAGCCCUGCACUCUCCUGGGAAGGCUUUUGUAAAUUCUGCAAACAAAACAGAUUUUGGUGGUUUGGGUUUCUUCCUUCCCCUUUUAUAUGUCUCUGGUUUUGGUAAAAGCAUCUCCAGGGAGUGAAACCUUUCAUGGAUACUGAUGCUGAGGGGAAAGCUGGUGAAGCUGUGUAGAAAAAACUCUUUCAACAACAGAGGCUUUGGUAUAAAGAACAUCUUUUCUAAGAACAAUUUUCCUAGCCAAAUAUGUUUUUAUGAUAAUCAUUCAGUCUCUCACACAAAACAGUUUAGAUACAGGGAAACAACUUCAUUGUCCUGCCCAAACAUUCAUUGCUAUGCUUUGUCCCAGGAACAAAACACUCAGAACACAUGUGGACACACAGGCUUCUUCCAGUUAAUAAAUAAUCUCACUGGAUCUGUUUUCUCUAUGACUGGGGCCUUAUAAACCAUCUUCCCCCACACAGACUGGAACCAGAGCAUGUAUGAAGUCUCUACCCUGGCCCAGGGUAAUAUUUUGUAGGAUGUGCACAUGGAUGGGUUGACAGCACUGAGUACCCAUCAGGUUUCCCUGUCUUCUAGAUGAAUGGAGGAGAAUGAAUUUUUUUUUCCAUUAGAAAUGAAAAGGGUUUUUUCUUUCCAUUAGAGAGAAAAGUGUGCAGGGAAACCAACUGGAAGUGUUCAUAAUCUUGGCCUAAUUCUGCCCAGCAUUUCUAUGCUGUUUGUUAAAAGGGAACAUCUAGGUGGGCCAAGUGAGAUGAAGCAACUGUGUCUCUGCUGAGCUCCUGGAGAGUCCUGGCUUUUUGAACACAAGGGUGGUCUCUCUGUGAGCACAGUGGAAUGGAGGAAGGUUCCUGCUUUGGAGCACGAGUUAGAGUCUCCUUCUCUUUACCCAGGUGGUACGACCACAAGGCCAAAUCCUGCUUGGGCUUUCCCAUCUAGUUAGUUCCAACUGGUAGGCAGGGAGCAGACUUCCGGUGUGUGCUUCCACACCUCUCUUCCAGUCCAGUUGCUAGGGACUCUCAUCCAGCCAAGCAUCCCAAAAUUCAGAGAGGGCUAUCUACCUCUUCCACAAUGGCACCCAAGUGCCCUUGCAAAUCUGGUCCCUUAAUUUCCCACUCCACUUCCCAACGAAGAAAAAUGCUUGGAAAGCAGUGGUUUGUUCGUUCCCUGCAAGUUCUCAAACAGGACCACCUUGAAAUUGUUCUGAAUUAAACUGUGGUUUUGAUUUUUUUCACUCUGACAAACCACAUCUGUGACACAGCCUUAGAGCUGAGACCUGCAGCACAAAAGUCCUGGGUCAAACUCCAGCUCCCCAGCUACAUCCCUGCUAAUGUCCCACUGUAAUCCUGGCCCUACCCUAGUAGGACCAUAGAGAGAAGUCCCCUUCCUUCACCAACUGCUGGCUCUCUACUCCUCUUUUCCUGUUGUUUUCCUUCUCCCACUGUUUUCCCUCUUCCCACUCUUGUCCUGUACCAUGGUCUCCCCACUGGUUCUCUCUCCCCUCCUACUGUUUCGCUCUCCCUACUCCUCUCUUGUUCUCCCUUUGCCACUCAGUCUCGUUCUGCCACAGCUUCCAUCUUCCCCUCCAGCCUCCCUCCUGCUCCUCUGCUCAGUCUCGCUCUUCCCCCUUCCCUGCCCUUGUGCGCUGUGAUAUAUAUUUUUGUAGGAUUUCUCUUCUCCUUGUGGUGAAAUAUUCAAAUCUUGUGGGAUGUUAGUUUCAACAUUUUUAAAUAAAACUUUGCAAAAUAUUGAAA
Molecule: messenger RNA, 5609 nt
Organism: Catharus ustulatus (Swainson's thrush)
Lineage: Eukaryota; Metazoa; Chordata; Aves; Passeriformes; Turdidae
Gene: PIANP
Product: PILR alpha associated neural protein
Exons: 7
Coding region: 479-1384 (301 amino acids)
Biological process (GO): regulation of immune response
Cellular component (GO): membrane
Source: RefSeq, a predicted model, not a curated record